AAAAAAAAAACUUUAGUUGUUUUUGAUGAAAUGCCUUACCCUAUCAUAUUCCCUUUGCCUCUUCCUUAAACCCACAUCACAACCAGCCAAGUUAAUGAUUUCCUCUAUAUUCAUUUUUCCUUCAACUCCUAGUAGCUACUCUUUCAUUUCUCACUCAUCAACACCAGCCAUAGUAUUGGAGACAACUUGUCAAGGAAAUGAUAGAGGAAGCCAAUUCUCUAAGGUGGUCACCAAGUUGAAGGGUAUGGCGAGAAAAUAUAACAGGAAGUACAAAAAAAGAAAAUCAUCAACACCUUAUCAAAAGGGACUGACUUUUUCCAAGGUUAUGCCAAAGGGUGCUGCUAAAAAUACAACAUUUAGUACCAAUGAAGAAGGUAUUUUUUAUAAGGAAAUUACUGAGAAUAUAAAGGAAGUCGCUGAUAAUAGAAAAGAGCUUUCUGAGAAUAGAAAGGAGCUUCUGAGAAUAGGAAGGAGCUUUCUGAGAACAAGAUAG
Cannabis sativa is the source of this 493-nucleotide messenger RNA. RefSeq lists its product as uncharacterized. The transcript has 5 exons. The record is from RefSeq and is a predicted model, not a curated record. The coding region runs from base 26 to 493 and encodes 155 amino acids. Lineage: Eukaryota; Viridiplantae; Streptophyta; Magnoliopsida; Rosales; Cannabaceae.